CUAAAUCUCAUGUAAACUUCAUACGUAAUUCUAACCUGUUUCUGUAAACAAUUAUGCGUGUUUAUUCUUGAUAGUUGCAAUGUUCUAGUUGAGUUCAAGCAUGCUUUAGUCUUGCCCAGUUAUUUUACAUUAGCCCAAGAGAUCAUACACCAUGUCGGUAUUACGACUGAGAGGGAUCAGCCCAUACGCAAUUAUGGCAACAGGUGGUUACGAUCACACAAUCAGAAUGUGGGGACUUGAGUCUGGCUUGUGUACCAGGAUCUUCAGGCACGAAGAUUGUCAAGUGAAUUGUUUGGCAAUAUCUCCGAACAGGAGGCUGAUAAUCUCUGGAGGUUUUGAGUGCAUCCGCAUAUAUGAUGUGAACCAGUCCCUUGACAGUGCCCUCCUAACCAAUAACAAUGUUGAGAAGAAUGUUCUUGCGGUUGGGAUCGAAGAGGAGGGCAAGUGGAUGUACACUGCUGGGGAAGACAACACAGUUCGCCUCUAUGAUCUCAGGGCUCUGAACAUGAAGUGCCAAAAAGUAUUUCAGACUGAUGCUACAGUGAACUGUGCAUGCCUCCAUCCCAGUCAGAAGAUGAUGGCAGUGGGAGAUCAGAAAGGCAUCAUCCACCUGUGGGAUCUCAAGUCUGAUCAUAGCAAGCAACUGGUACCAGAACCUGGAGCGUCUAUUCAAUCUAUCGCUAUGGACCCCAAUGGCAAGUACAUGGCCGCUGUCACCAACAGGGGGCGAUGCUUCAUCUGGGAACUGCCUGCCAUGUUCGUCGAGGAGCUCACAUUGAUCCAACACAGGGCGAUGAUCGAAGCUCAUCAGAGAUACGCUUUGCGCUGCAAAUUUAGCCCUGACUCCAAGUUACUGAUCACAUCAUCGGCUGACCAGACUGCCCGCCUUUGGAAGAUGGGAGAGUACGAAAUUUUCCGGGAGCUGAAACGUGAAAAUCAGAAGUGGGUCUGGGAUGUGGGCUUCACUGCUGACUCAAAAUAUGUCGUCACAGUGUCUUCCGACUGUUUGGCACGGCUGUGGAAGGUGGAGAAUGGAGUGAUCAUGAGGGAGUAUGGUGGACAUGAGAAGGCAAUCACUGCUGUGGCGGUCUCCGACUCUUUGACUGUUCCUCCCGGAACUCCUUCCACCUCCUUUUUUACCCUUUCAGACAUAGAGUCACCUUAAGUUAUUUAAGAUUUUUACUGCCAACUGAUUGGCCAGACGAUACAUCGCAAACUUUGUUUAUCAUAAUGACUGUUCAUUUUAUUACAUGAACUUGAAUUUUACUGUCGAACAAUUAAAAUUUACGAUUAAAUUUAAGCACGUAUUAUUAUAAAAGUAUAAUUAUAUACAGUAAAAACGAGAUCAUUUUAAAUGUUAAUAUAUGUCUGGAACUAGUAAUUUACAUUUUUAUCAACAGCUAAUUUAUUAAUUUAAACCAGUGUAAUUGUUAUCUCAUUUUAAAAUUGUAGUAAUGUAUUGUUGUAGUUGUUAUGUUGAAUAAAUAGUUUGUGUGAGUA
Molecule: messenger RNA, 1500 nt
Organism: Homalodisca vitripennis (glassy-winged sharpshooter)
Lineage: Eukaryota; Metazoa; Arthropoda; Insecta; Hemiptera; Cicadellidae
Product: target of rapamycin complex subunit lst8-like
Exons: 8
Coding region: 152-1165 (337 amino acids)
Biological process (GO): TOR signaling; regulation of actin cytoskeleton organization
Cellular component (GO): TORC2 complex; TORC1 complex
Molecular function (GO): protein binding
Source: RefSeq, a predicted model, not a curated record